CAGGCAGAGGCCAUAGAGAGAGAGACUGUAGCUUCCGAGGGCUCUCUCUCUCUCUCUUUCAACAAUCAACAAGACACUGAUUUCCACUUUCCUCACAUCAUUCAUUGGUUUCAUCUUGUCCUCAUCACAUCAAUACAAAAACUGCUGUGAGGAAAAGGGAGAGGGAGAGGCUCGCCAUUGCCAUAGCCCAUAGUCCUUUUCCAAGGCUCUGUCGUUUCCGGUCACUGCCCACCAGUCUUUGUUGCUGGCUUGCUGCUGCUGAGCAUAUAAAUGGCCAGCUUGGACUCUCUUUCUUUCUCAAGCAAACCUCUCUCUCUCUCUCUGUGUGUGUGUGUGUGUGUGUGCGCUCUGCAGUUCUUGACUUGAUUCUUGAGAUCGAGCUUCUUGCUGGUAGUGGUGUGUGCCUUGCUCUUGCAGAGUUGCAGAGUGAGUUCCCAUGGGGGGCACCUUGGAGUACCUGUCGGGGCUGCUGGGAGGCAGCGGAGGCCAUGGCCACGGCAAGAUGAAGAGGAGGAAGCAGCUGCAGACGGUGGAGCUCAAGGUCAGGAUGGACUGCGAGGGAUGCGAGCUCAAAGUCAGGAGCGCCCUCUCCUCCAUGAAAGGGGUCGAGUCGGUGGAGAUAAACCGGAAGCAGCAGAAGGUGACGGUGGUCGGGUUCGUGGAGGCGAGCAAGGUGCUGAAGAAAGCGCAGUCGACGGGGAAGAAGGCGGAGAUCUGGCCCUACGUGCCUUACAGCCUCGUGAGCCAGCCCUACGUUGCCGGCACCUACGACAAGCGCGCCCCGCCGGGCUACGUCCGCAGCGCCGAGCCCGGCUACGUGGCCGCCGGCGGCCAGCAGCAGCACGUCGGCCGCCCGCACGACCACCUCACCGACAUGUUCAACGACGAGAACCCAAACUCCUGCUCGGUCAUGUGAGGACCAAGAGAGGUGGUGUUGAUGUUGCAGCCUCUAUCUUGAGACAUAAGUGAGGUGAAUGUUCAUGGUUUGCCUUGGUCUGUCGAGUGUCGACGAUGGUUUGUUCGAUGACGUGUUCCUAGUUCCUGCUCAGUGUUAGACGUUUGUGCCGAGGCUUUAGCUAGUACCGUGUGUCGUUUGCUUGUAGCUUUUCCCCUGCUUACAAUCCAUCUUAUGAUAUGAAUUAGCAGGAGCUAGAAUUUGCCGCUGAAA
Setaria italica (foxtail millet) is the source of this 1168-nucleotide messenger RNA. Its product is annotated as heavy metal-associated isoprenylated plant protein 23. The transcript is spliced from 2 exons. Lineage: Eukaryota; Viridiplantae; Streptophyta; Magnoliopsida; Poales; Poaceae. Gene Ontology annotation, molecular function: metal ion binding. The record is from RefSeq and is a predicted model, not a curated record. Bases 437 to 916 code for a protein of 159 amino acids.